This is a messenger RNA of Labeo rohita (rohu), 2623 nucleotides long. It is a transcript of the gene fam78aa, whose product is annotated as family with sequence similarity 78 member Aa. Bases 713 to 1501 code for a protein of 262 amino acids. NCBI's taxonomy places the organism in Eukaryota, Metazoa, Chordata, Actinopteri, Cypriniformes, Cyprinidae. The record is from RefSeq and is a predicted model, not a curated record. The transcript is spliced from 2 exons.
CAGCUGAAGUAUUGUAUUACACCAGAGGAACCUGACCAGCCUUUAAUAGGACAAGGGCGACACAAAGUAACCCGGCUGGUCAGGCUCUUUAAAUCUCUCAGAUAUGACGCAGAAAUUAAGAGCAUCGAUAUUUGAUUUGACACCAGAAAUUGUGGUCUCAAGUUAUGCCAGAAGACGCAGCGUGGAGCUCGACCUGUAACGGAACUCUGGAUUUAAACUUCAAGCAAUGUUGCUUGUUCUUCUUGUCAUCCUGAAGGACCUUUUGAAUUAUGGGGCGACUCAACGGCGUAGGACUGUUGACUGGAGCGCAGCGUAACAGGUCCUAAUGCCGCACUAUUGGACGGUACCUAUCAGGUGCUUCUUAGACAUUUCUAGUUUUAAAUCAAAGGCACGUAUGAGCUGACAUACAUUUUUGACCAACCAACAGGAUAUAGCUAUUUAUUAAUUUAAAUGUAAAUGUAUUCUAAUAUAAGACUGAAUAUGUAAGGUUAAAUUAUUUUAGCUUGACUGAAGGAAGGGAAAGACCUGGGAUUUACUAAUGCUGUAUUAGGAGAUUACAAGACAUGUGAAAUGAUUCUUUAUGCUGACAUGCCAGGAAUCAUGUCAUAGCACUGUGGCCACAGACUUGGGCCUGUUUUCUCUCAUCAUGAAUAUUGCUGCUUCAUUUGGAUACUGAUGGGUGUUUGUGCUGCCAGUCUGAAGAGCCUCCACCAUGGGAUGUGUACAGAGUGUAAAACUCAAGCCAAGUUUUCAUGAGAACAUCACAGUCCUGGAACUGCAAGCCUCCAUUGAUCCCAGUCCGACUGUCAUCGAUGAGUCGUCUAAUGUGGUUCUGCGAUACCGCACGCCUUAUUUCAGGGCAUCAGCUCAGGUGCAGGUGCCACCCAUGCUUUGCAAAGAGAUCUGGACUGUGGGCUGGAUCCAGGCUUGCAAUCAAAUGGAUUUCUUCAAUAUAUAUGGGAAUGAAGGAGUAUCCAGCUGGGAGCUCCCAGAGCUGAAAUGUGGGCAGAUCCAGGCCAUUAGUGAUUCAGAUGGUGUGAAUUACCCCUGGUACGGCUGCACCACUGAGAUGUACACAAUAGUGGGUCCCACUAAGAAGAGCACCAAACUCACAGUCAGCAUGAAUGACAACUUCUGCCCAAGUGUGACGUGGAGUGUCCCGGUGGGCACCACCAGCAGCCCCCCUCUCCUGAGCUCCAUCCAGAGGGACCAACGCUUCACCACAUGGCUGGUAGCCAUGAACGAAACCACAGCUGAGAUGAUACUUCUUCGAACCAUCCGCUGGAGGAUGCAGCUCUGCAUUAAAGUGGAUCCAAUGAAGCCUCUGGGUCAAAGAGCUAUAGUUGUGGAGCCACUGAUCCAGGAACAGCCUCAAGUCCUAGCCAGAAAUGAGCCUAUUCCAACAAACGCCUUGCUUAAGCCUAAUGCCAACGAUGCCCAGGUUCUAAUGUGGCGGCCUAGAAAUGGGGAGCCCAUUGUGGUCAUACCUCCAAAAUAUUGAUCCCAUGAAGGAUAUUUACUUUCUUAAACUGAAAUGACUCAAUUAUGCUCAGUUAAAUAUAAAAUGGCAUGAAGUGAGUGAGAAUAAUAGUCAACAGCGUUGCUGAUUUAAAGUUUUAAAGGAACAAAUGUAUUAUUUGUGUAUUUAUUGAUGGUUGAUAGGCUGUUUGAAAGGACAGUCCACCUAAAAAUGAAAAUUCUCUUAUCAUUUACUCAACCUCAAGUCAUUGCAAAUGUGUAUGACGUUCUUCUGCGGACACAAAAGAAGAUAUUCUGAAGAAUGUUGGUGACAACACAGAUUUGAAUCCCACUGACUUACUAUGAAUAACAUCAGUGGAACCUAAAACCAUUUGGUUACCAGCAUUCUUCAAAAUAUCUUUUUUUGUGCUCUGCAGAAGAAAGUAAAUCAUACAGGUUUGGAACAACACGAGGAAAUAAAUGAUGACAGAAUUACUAUUUUUGGGUGUACUGUCCCUUUAAGGGCACACAUCUGUUAUAUUGUGUACUGUGUUGUUUUUAAAUAUUUUUAAUAUUUGGAUAUUGUAAUAUCUGUAAGAAAAAAUGGUGUGGCCUUUGCAUACUUGGCUAUGGACUAAAAUGUGGCCUUAUGAAAUCUAUUAUUCUAAAGCAGGGAUACUCAUAUUUAUCUUGUGAGAUCCAGUCUUCUCCAGACUCACCUAUCUGUGAUUUUCUAAUGAUCCUGAAGACAUUGAUUAGCAUACCCAGGUGUCUUUGAUUAGGGUUAGAGCUGAACUCUGGAGCCAGAUUUGAGGAUUCCUAUUUUAACGUAAACUGAAAUCGUUUGUUCAUGUAGUAUGAGCCGAUUAUAACAGAGUUAUAUUUAUUUUUAGUAUGGUGUGGCCAAUGUUUUACAAACAAUGUUGCCUUUUAUUUUGUGCAAUUACAGGAAACACAUUUGCAAACGUCACUUGUGUCCAUGGCAUCUUACAAGAUGUUCCUUGAACUGGAACUGUGAAUAAUUUAGUUGUCUUCUCAUGUUUUAAGAGGCAGCUUUUCAGUUGCACAAGCUGUUUCAGGUACUUCAUCUCAUUUUAGACGUGGAGAACCAUUAUGUGGAAGAUAAGAUGGAUAUUCUACAAUAAAAUCAGUGUGUAACAAUAAA